AUAAUGACUACAGUACUAGUGUAACUGCCUCCUCAAUUCUCUCCACACAAGACAGAAAGACCAGAAACAAGCCAAUCGAUAAACAGCAAAAGAAGAGCCUGUAUUGUAAAUGUGAAAAUGAUUUUGGUCUACAUGAUCGUCACAGCUCUGGCGCGGACUGCUCUGGCGCAAGGAGCUUUGGAAUGCAAUUUAACUCAACCUGGACCACAAAAGUGUUUUGGAGUACUUGACGAACCGCUCAUGUUUUACCUACCUACUAAUACACACACAAAGACAAGUUUGAAAAAGAAUGCAAGUAACAUUUUAACAUUAUCACAUUAUUCAUUAAGUGCAAUAAAUGAAAAAUACAAGAAUCAUAUUACAGUCUUCAAAAAUGGGACAUUUAAGAUCAACAAGUCAACAAAAAAUGACUCUGGAGAGUAUAUGGUGGAAAUACACAGUUCUACUAAUGGUUCAUUAUUGCACACCAAAAACAUCUAUCUGGAUAUACAAGAGCCAGCUACAUCUCAGUUGUGUUUGUCACCAGAACAGAAGAUAAUCAGCUGCUCUUCUGAGGGAGAUGAAGUAGAGUUUAUGUUGUCUUUGGACGAUAACCUAUUGUUACAGACCACAACUAAGAGUACAGAAAAACACAGCAUUUCAAAGGUUACCGUCACCUUACACGGUCAACUGGUGGGAAAACUGGCCUGUAUUGUUCAAAACAAUGUCAGCAGUGGCCAAAAGAUCAUCCACGUUACAAGUUGCACGGGUACUGUUGUGACUGUGGCUGUGGUAGCAAGCAUUGGCACUCUACUUCUUGUUUUGGCUGUUUUUCUUGGUGUAAAGCAUUUCAAUAAGAAAACUGACCCCAUGACUGUCAAUAAAGAUCAUAGUGAAGACAAUAUCAUCUACUCAGAUGUUCGAGUGAAACAGCACGCAAGAAAAACACCAUCCAAUUAACAUGCAAAUGAAUUUUUUCAUCAAAUAUUCUUUGUGACCUUGCCUCAGCAUUAUGCUUUCUGUUUAAAUGUAAGACUGCCUUUAUUGUGCUUUGUUUUCCGUGACAAUCUUUGUCCCAUUUCUUUCAACCUACUGACCCAAAUCAUAAACUUUAAUUCUGUUAAAAUUCUAACCAAAAUCUAAACCUGUCUGAUCUUGGAGAGUCAAUAAAGUUUACUGGUCAGUAAUACUUCCACACAUGGGCUCAAAUUGCUGAUUUGCUCGUGAUUUUGGGUAUGGGUGCUCACAGCAGAUGUGAGUUGUGGUUCUUGUUUUAGGUCAGUAAUCUUCACUGUGUGGAUUGUCACGACUUUUAGAACCACAAACUAUAUGGUUCACCUUUUGUGGCCUUGCUGUUUCGCUGAUUUUUUUGUGCAAUUUUCCAUGUAUUUUUUUUUUUGAACAGCGCAUUGUGUUCUGCAUCCUAAUUGGCUGUAGACCAUUGUCAGUCAAUUUCGUGCCGUGUCUCUUGUCCAGUACAGAAUGCGUUCGGCUUGUCAAAUUUACAUAAAACUUCAAUCGCUAGCA
Molecule: messenger RNA, 1506 nt
Organism: Oreochromis niloticus (Nile tilapia)
Lineage: Eukaryota; Metazoa; Chordata; Actinopteri; Cichliformes; Cichlidae
Exons: 6
Coding region: 118-939 (273 amino acids)
Source: RefSeq, a predicted model, not a curated record